AUGCAAUAUUAUCACCUCCUUGGUCUUGUAGCCGUGGCAUACGGAGCGGCUUGUGUCAAUUACCCUGCCAUUGAUGGCGAUAUAGUCCACGGUCACGUUGAGCUGAUUGACGAUCCUCUCCGUCAUUUCGACUCUAUGAUGAUCCCAGUCUAUAACGACUCAGCCAUUGAAGACUGGUCCCAUGAUGCCGUUUCGGCAGAUGGCUUGACUGGCAUGGCUUUCACCUCCAGCCGCGGGUCGAUUGGAGGAAUUCCUGGAGCGCUCCGUGUUUUCCUCUCCGUGGUAUGGCCGAAUGGUACCCGCUAUAUGGAAAAUGUUUUCACUGAAGAGUCAAACAUCGAAUCCUGCUCAGACAAGACGAUCGGGCGCUGGUUCAACACCAGUGCUGACGUAGAAUGGAAGUUCGACUAUACGACUAACUUCAAGAAUACACUGGUCACGGUUAACUCGCCCACGGUUACUGGCACAAUUAAAAUGAAGUCACUCGUUCCGGCUCUGUACCCGAACGGGUUAGAGUUCCCCAACCCUAAUGGCAACACACUCUUUGCACCACUGCUAUACUGGGUGGAGAGCGUUCCCGCUGGAACUGUUGAGGCCAAUUUGACUAUUCUUGGUACACCCUUUACGCUGCAGGGAUUCGGCGGUCGAGAGCGUAACUGGCUGCCUUUAUCUUGGGCAGACACCAGCGCCAGUUGGGAUAUGGUGCGAGGCGUUGUUGGGCCCUACAGAUACAUCGGAUGGGUACACCAAUCCAAGUUCAAUGGUACUCAGUACAGUAUGGUUCUACUAGAGGGGGAGAAGGUUGUGUUUCGAACACAAAGUCUUACGCCAUCCAACAAAGAAUCGUGGGGGACAAUAACUAAAACGUACAACGGCACUGUCCAUCUGACUUCAUCUCCCGACGACACGGUUAAGCUCCCGGAAUCCACCUUCAGUGGCUAUACCAUCGAAAUGGUUUCCCCCCUUACGGGGAAACAUUGGAAAUUUUCUGUCGCAUUCACACAGACUGUGUAUUGGUUUCGAGCAGGUCGUAACGCCCUCAUAGGCGGGUUCACUGCCAAUGCCAAGGGCGGUCUCGCUGGUGGGUGCCAGUAUUCAGGCCUGAGCUCUGGCAACCUUCAGGAAACUAUUACGUUAUAA
Clonostachys rhizophaga is the source of this 1140-nucleotide messenger RNA. NCBI's taxonomy places the organism in Eukaryota, Fungi, Ascomycota, Sordariomycetes, Hypocreales, Bionectriaceae. The record is from the annotation of a GenBank genome assembly.